This is a messenger RNA of Quercus robur (English oak), 2738 nucleotides long. Its product is annotated as protein REPRESSOR OF SILENCING 3. Gene Ontology annotation, molecular function: RNA binding. The coding region runs from base 125 to 2488 and encodes 787 amino acids. Gene Ontology annotation, cellular component: nucleus. The transcript is spliced from 4 exons. NCBI's taxonomy places the organism in Eukaryota, Viridiplantae, Streptophyta, Magnoliopsida, Fagales, Fagaceae. The record is from RefSeq and is a predicted model, not a curated record.
ACAUAACAUCUUCGUUGAUAGGUUUUGUUCUUCUGGUUUUUCGUGGUCUUCGUUGAUUAUCUUCCUUUUCGUGAUUUCUGGGUUUUGAAGGUUUCUGGUUGUGUGAGUGAGUAACGGAAAAGGCAUGGAUGAAAGAGCAUCCUUAUCAAACAAUAUGGAGGAUGAGGAAGCAGAAAAAGCGAGUGAGAUGAGGAUAUUCGUGGGAGGUUUGGGAGAGAGCGUGAGUGCUGAAGAUUUGCAGAGGAUGUUUGGAUCAUUGGGAGUUGUUGAGAGACUUGAUAUUGUCAGGACCAAAUCUCGCAGCUUUGCCUAUGUCGAUUUCUCCCCUUCUUCUCUCAAGUCCCUUUGCAAGCUCUUCAGCACUUAUAAUGGGUGUGUCUGGAAGGGAGGGAGGUUGAAGCUUGAGAAGGCUAAAGAACAUUAUCUUGUCCGUUUGAAACGAGAGUGGGCAGAACAAGCUGAACUUGCAAGUAGGGCACCUAGUAAUGGUUUUGAUGCGAAUGAAGACAUAUCCUCUUCCAACAAGCCUAAGAAAGACCUUAAUUCAGAAACAAAGCAACUUCGGAUUUACUUUCCCAGCUUAAGAAAGGUGAAAGUAUUGCCAUUAAGUGGAAGUGGAAAACACAAGUACAGUUUCCGAAAUGUUGAGGUUCCUCCUCUCCCAAUUCAUUUCUGUGACUGUGAAGAGCAUUCUAUUGAUCCUCAACCUGCAAAAGAAAAACAAACUAGUGAUCUAGAAGCACAAAGUGGGGGCAUAAAUGAGGAAGAGAUUAACAUAAUGAAUUCGGUGAUGAACAAGCUCUUUGAAAGGGAAAAGGUAUUGGAUGCUGCACAUAGUGGAAAUGGACAGGCGAAGGAAAGAGAUAAUUCUGCCAAAUUGAUUUCUGGCUUGCAAUUUGAUGAGAAUGAAGCAGACUCUGAAACGGAUGAAGAUAAUCUCAUAAUUAAUGUGGUGAAAAGGAAAAACAAUAGGAUGGAUUUUUUAGGUGUCCAGGAAAAGGAGCGAAUUUCUGAAAAUCAGGACUCGGGAUUUAGUGGCAAGCGAACUUCCAAGGAUGGGCAAAAUCAGAAUGCGCUCAAAGAGCAGAAAAGGAAUACCGCACCUCCUAACAAGAAGAGGAAAUCACUCAAUGAAGAAAGUGAUGAAAAUGGGUCUCUCUCUGCUAUCACUAGAGGCAAGGGGAAGUUAAAAACCCAUUCAGAUGAGUCAGCUGUAUUGGGAGCUCAACUGGCUGAACCAGAAUCUGGUAUCCAACAAUCAGCUCCAGUUGUUUCUUGGUCUCAGAAGUCUUCGUGGAGAGCUCUUGUUGGUGAUAAGAGCAACACUUCAUUCAGCGUCUCACAUAUCUUGCCAGGCAUUGCCUCUAGCAAGGAACAGCAACCAAAUUUUGAUGGUUCAUCUGUGCCUGACUCCACUUUCAGCAAAAACGACAACCUAGUAAGGCAUGGACAUCACUUGGAAAGCCAUUCAAGUGAAACAAUUAAAGAGGAGGACUCCCAGGACUCGGGAUUUAGUGGCAAGCGAACUUCCAAGGAUGGGCAAAAUCAGAAUGCGCUCAAAGAGCAGAAAAGGAAUACUGUACCUCCUAACAAGAAGAGGAAGUCACUGAAUCAAGAAAGUGAUGAAAAUGGAUCACUCUCUACUAUCACUAGAGGCAAGGGGAAGUUAAAAACCCAUUCAGAUGAGUCAGCUGUAUUGGGAGCUCAACUGGCUGAACCAGAAUCUGGUAUCCAACAAUCAGCUCCAGUUGUAUCUUGGUCUCAGAAGUCUUCAUGGAGAGCUCUUGUUGGUGAUAAGAGUAACACUUCAUUCAGCGUCUCACAUAUAUUGCCAGGCAUUGCCUCUAGCAAGGAACAUCAACCAAAAUUUGAUGGUUCAUCUGUGCCUGACUCCACUGUCAGCAAAAACGACGACUUAGUAAGGCAUGGAGAUCACUUGGAAAGUCAUUCAAGUGAAACAAUUAAAGAAGAGGUCACAGAAACUCAGCCUGCCAAACCUAGUGCAGCUUCAACUAAUUCUGGCAGAGGUGCUGCUUGGCUCCAGAAAUCCUCUUGGACACAAUUGAUUAGUGAGAAUAACAAUAGUUCAUUUAGCCUUGAACAACUUUUGCCUGGUAUUUCUUAUGAAAAGCAAGUGCAAGCAAAGCCCAAUAGUGUGGACAUUGUUGAUUCCACCAACGGCGAGCACAGUGAUUUAAGGAAAGAUGAUAAUAGUGAAUUGCCUGGAACUGGAUCUACUAUUUUGGUAACUGGAAAGGACGUUAGGAGUACUCCAGAGAAACAUCAGCAGACUGUUGUGGGUAAUAAUGAGGCCCCUGCUCCAAUAUUUGAGAGAAAACAUGAUUCAGCACCAAAGCUAACAUCUACUAGGAAUGUUACAAUUGGUGAAACUUGUUCUUUUAUGAGAAGUGCUGCUUCUCUGAAAGAGUGGUCAAAAACUAAGGCUGCUUUAAGUGGGUCACUCAAGAGAAAAAGUGGUGAGAAAUAGAUGCUUUCAGUGCGUUUGGAGUUAUGUUUUAAGUAUAAGGUGUUUGACAUUGCCAUCAAAUUUAAGAGCACUGUCCUAACUUUUGCUUAAUUUUGGGGUUUUACUCUGGAUCAGGCCUCUUUGUAUGUACUUUUGUUUCAUUUUCUAUCUGUUUUGUUAUGGUGCGGAAAGGAAGAAUAUUUACUAUAUUAUGUUCUGAGUGUUCACAUGAUGUUACUUAAAGCAGACAGCUGAGAAGCAUUUCAAGGAA